AUGAAAGUUCUACCGCACUAUCUUAUCUUAACAACUGCGACUGUGUUCGCUUCACUCGUCAGGGAACGCGAUGAUGGUGUUUCCACUUAUGUCGACCUGAGUAUCCAACGAGGCUCACCCAAACAUCUGGCGUCUGGCUUCAUCUAUGGAAUCCCCGAUACCUUUGGCCAGAUCCCUGACCACUAUUAUGCCAAUAUUGGCUUCAACUAUGGUCGUUCUGGCGGUGCUCAGGAAUCGUCUCCUGCUCGAGGAUGGAUUUAUGGCAUGGAGAAUUACAAGGGCCGCCUCAAUUCCACCUUGACAAACUAUAAGACAUGCCGUGAGUUCGACGCUAAAUUUAUUAUCUUGCCUCAUGAUGUUUGGGGUACAGACGGUGCGAACUCGUCCACGGUCUGGCCAGGAGACAACGGCGACUGGUCGGAUUAUGACAAGUUCCUCAAGCAACUCAUGUCUGAUCUUAAGGACAAUCAUGCGCUCGGUGGCCUUGUCUGGGAUAUAUGGAAUGAACCUGAUGGAAUAUGGUUCUGGAACCGCACUAUGCAACAAUGGAUAGACCUUUACGUCCGCACCCACAAAACUAUCCGUGCAGAUCCCGAUUUCGAUAAAGUGUUGAUCUCCGGACCUACCCUUUGGGAGGCACCCUACCCGGAUAACACGUGGUUUACCAACUGGCUCUCCCAGAUCAAAGGUAAUAACACUGCCCCUGACCAAUAUGCCUGGCAUCUCGAGGCCGGUCCCGGUGAGAACUCGUGGUCAGCUCGCUACGACCUUGCCAAUGCCUACCCAUCUCUGUACUCGGUAUUGGAUUCCUACGGACUCCCUCAUGCUCCAAUGAUCAUAAACGAGUAUGCAUCUUACGCCGAAAUGGUUCCAGCCGGUGCAGCUUGGUGGAUUUCUCGUUUGGAGCGCUACAACACCCCGGGUUUGCGUGGUAACUGGCUGUCUGGGACUGCUUUGCACGAUCUGAUGGCAAACCUUCUCACCAAGGUUAAAGACCCAUUCAACUAUAUUGCCACCGACUACGCGCCGGCCCCCGAAUAUCCUGUUUAUCAGUACUACUACCAGAACAUGACUGGUGUGCGCGUCAACACCACUGGGAGCACCAACCUUAUGUUCGAUGUUUAUGCCACUGCCGAAUCUAAGGGCAAAGUCCGUAUCCUCGCUGGCUCUGAGGUCUUUACUGGCACUUGGUCUAUCAAUGUGAUGAAUCCCACAGCAGUCGGCUUACCUUCCUCUGGAACUGUGAAUAUCCACACCUGGGCUUUCGGCGGUGAUAAUCCGCUCUCUGUGGCACCGGCUCCCCAAGAUCUCGGCAUUGUCGCUCAUUCCUAUGCUAAUAACGUUCUAUCCUUCCCUGUCUAUCAGACUACCAACAACACAGCGUACGCUUUUGAGUUUGACGCGGGUAAAUUCCACGAGAAAAAGAGCUCUUGA
This is a messenger RNA of Penicillium daleae, 1434 nucleotides long. RefSeq lists its product as uncharacterized. The transcript has a single exon. The record is from RefSeq and is a predicted model, not a curated record. NCBI's taxonomy places the organism in Eukaryota, Fungi, Ascomycota, Eurotiomycetes, Eurotiales, Aspergillaceae. The coding region runs from base 1 to 1434 and encodes 477 amino acids.